GAAGUGAGGGUGAGGAGAGGGGGGGUGGAAGUGGUGACUGUGGAUGGAACGCGGAGGAGGAAGGAUCACACCGUCGUCGCUGGCGGUGCGCGCGGGCGACGAGCGAGGAGCGAUCCGCGGCCGCGUGCGCCGCGCAUCCCGGAUGAGACGGUGGCGCAGGUGUGCAGGACAACCACUCCGUGAAACGAUGUCCGUAAAAUGCAAGAGAAAAGCGGGCUCCGAUCGUCGAGAAACGCAGAGCCGCUGAAGCGCCCCGACGUUACGACAGCAACAGGCCGCGAAGAGAUGGUGAGAGUGGGCUCCAUUCUCGUCCAGAACUUGCUCGUGUCGCCGUCGCUGGUGCUGCCCAACGUCAUGCUGCUCGUGGCCUUCUGCGCGCAGAGCGGCGCCUCCUGCCCGCACGAGUGCGACUGCGGCAAGCAGGACGACCACACCCUGGUGCAGUGCAGCAACCGCAGCCUCAAGGAGAUCCCCAUGAACCUGCCCAACGACACGACCAUCCUCAAGCUCGACUCCAACCAGAUCACCGUCGUCCCCGACGGCGCCUUCCGCAGCCUGCAGCGCCUGCAGCAGCUCGACCUGUCGCACAACCGCAUCGAGGCGCUCGCCAACGGCGCGUUCCGUGGCGCCAACCAGCACCUCCAGCUGCUGGACCUGUCGGAGAACCGGCUGCAGGAGCUGCCGCGCGACGCCUUUCGGGGGCUGACGGCCAAGACGAAGCUGCACCGCAACCCACUGCACUGCGACUGCGACCUGCAGGAGCUCUUCGUGGAGAUCAGGAGGUGGCUGGACACGAGCGCGGACAUGGGCAGCCAGGUGGUGUGCGAGUCCGCCGCCCAGGACCAGUACCGCGGCGUGCCCGUCCUGGAGCUGAUUGACACGGUCAACCUGUGCAACCACCGGACCAUGGACGUGGCCAUGCUGGUCACGAUGUUCGGCUGGUUCACCAUGGUCAUCUCGUACGUGGUGUACUACGUGAGGCAGAACCAGGAGGACACGCGGCGUCACCUCGAGUACCUCAAGUCCCUCCAGAGCAAGCAGAAGACGCCCGACGAAUCCGAUAACAUCAGCACCGUGCUCUAGAGGGCAGCCUGCUUGCAAGCCGCUGCCCCCCUGCUCCCCCCCCCCUCACAGCCCCCUACGGCCAAUGCCCACGUUUGACUCUCGACGUUGUCUCAACCGCGCAGAGGAAUCAAAAAGCCUUGGCAUCGACUGGCCAGUCGAGUCCGCGGCAGGUUGAGGAAGGGACGCCUGUUAGGUGCCCUGCCGAUUUGCGAUUCGAGUCAAUCGGUCGGUCGGCAGGGAAAACGAAGGUCGCGGCGAGGGAUGGAGUCUCCCGCGGUCGCUCGCGGAGCCUGACCUCUGUCGCGGAGCCUGACCCCUCACGCCGGUUGGCCGAGCCAACGGCGGGAGUUGUGCUCGAAGGUUGAGUGAUAGCCGGGUUUUUUUUUGGACCAUCUUUUCUCGAGAUUAAAAUACUAACGGAAGCGACCUGCGACUGAUGGAUCCGCGCAGGGGCGCAGUCGCCAAAACUCUCUUAAUGUUCAUGCUGCUGCUGCUGCUGCAUUGUGUGUGUGUGUACAUAGAUGCAGGGCUACUCCUGCGAGGCAUUACACCGGCCUGGGGAAGACGCGGGGUGUCGCGUCGCAACGGCACAACGUCCCGACAGCACCGUCAUGGCAGCAUACUCAUAUUAAGCGAGCUCCAUCCGUACGUUAGUGCGAUUUCAUUUAAUCAUUUGCGUGCGUGGGUUUUCUUUUUGUUAAGGCCAACGGUUUUGAAGCGAGGAGGGACAGAGGCUGGUGGCCUUAUCAUGGCGCACAGAUAUUGGCGCUCCCUGCACGGCGCUUAUCCGAUACUGGGUGGUCGUUCCGGUUCUCAUCGCCGUCGCGCCGUGGGUCUGGGCCUUUCGGAAAGCGACGGCGACGCGACUUGUGAUCGCCAUUAAUUUCUCAUCAUCACGACGCGAUGCGGGAGGCAGGGACCUCGUCGCGUCUCUGCUCGUGACGGGAUCGCUCGUUCGGACCAGUCGCGUCUCCGUCCGAGCUGCCUGCAGUUGUGCCCCCCCCCCCCUCCGCUGAUGGGGAGUGCCGCCAGUCCGUUUUGCAUUACCCCCCCCCCCCCAACAUUUAACUUUGUCUAGUCGCAUCUCGCCACACGAGCAAAUGUGGCGCGGAGACGACGUCACGAUAGCGGAGGUGGAGCGUGGGCCGGGGGGGGGGCGGGGCUCUGCUCCUCCUGCGUCACGCUGAGGACACCACGUGACAGUGACCACCCCCGUCCCCCCACCCUCCCUUCUUUUACGGUGGGGCCAGUGCGGCUCGUUCGGUACGGUUUCAUUCCAGAAGAAAACUGUUUCCGGGAAACACAAUCAGUGAAAGCACAAAAGGCAAUCCCCGCCCCCGCUCCCCCCCAUCUUGAGGCGAGACCAGCGCUGUUUAUUCUAAGUGCCUAACGAGGAAAGCCCCACCAGGACUCGUGAUCGAUUGCAUUCCAUCGGCGGGAGCAAGCGAGCAGCUUCGCUGACGUUUAAAAGUUGUUGGUCACCUCGCGCUGAUGUUUGUUGAGCAUGGCCUUCCGGCCCGAGGGUUCACUUGUAAAUGUUGAUCCUCCUCACCUUUGUUUGAGUUUUGUUCUUUAUAUAUCUUCGUUAAGAGACAAAAAAAACACGCGAGGGAGAAAAUAUCGAUGCAGUAUCCGAAUAUUUGCGAGACGUUUUUUGUAUGUUCAUAGCUUGUGCUCGGCUUGAUUUUGUUGUGCGUUUAUAUAUACGGUGUAUAUUAAAUUUUGCUGUACUUUCCUUUUCCAAUAACAGACUUCAAGUUAUUAAACAUACACAAUAAAUAGCCUUACCAAUG
Molecule: messenger RNA, 2858 nt
Organism: Lethenteron reissneri (Far Eastern brook lamprey)
Lineage: Eukaryota; Metazoa; Chordata; Hyperoartia; Petromyzontiformes; Petromyzontidae
Product: leucine-rich repeat-containing protein 3-like
Molecular function (GO): protein binding
Source: RefSeq, a predicted model, not a curated record